Messenger RNA from Urocitellus parryii (Arctic ground squirrel), 1093 nucleotides. RefSeq names its product RAB8A, member RAS oncogene family (gene Rab8a). The record is from RefSeq and is a predicted model, not a curated record. Lineage: Eukaryota; Metazoa; Chordata; Mammalia; Rodentia; Sciuridae. Gene Ontology annotation, molecular function: GTP binding; GTPase activity.
GAGUGUAAUAUGGCGAAGACCUACGAUUACCUGUUCAAGCUGCUGCUGAUCGGGGACUCGGGGGUGGGGAAGACCUGUGUCCUGUUCCGCUUCUCCGAGGACGCCUUCAACUCCACUUUCAUCUCCACCAUAGGAAUUGACUUUAAAAUCAGGACCAUAGAGCUUGAUGGCAAGAGGAUCAAACUGCAGAUAUGGGACACAGCCGGCCAGGAACGGUUCCGGACCAUCACGACGGCCUACUACCGGGGAGCCAUGGGUAUCAUGCUGGUCUACGACAUCACCAACGAGAAGUCCUUCGACAACAUCCGGAACUGGAUUCGGAACAUUGAGGAGCACGCCUCUGCAGAUGUGGAGAAGAUGAUACUUGGGAACAAGUGUGAUGUGAACGACAAGAGACAGGUGUCCAGGGAACGGGGAGAGAAGCUGGCCCUUGACUAUGGAAUCAAGUUCAUGGAGACCAGCGCCAAGGCCAACAUCAACGUGGAGAACGCAUUUUUCACCCUCGCCAGAGACAUCAAAGCAAAAAUGGACAAAAAAUUGGAAGGCAACAGCCCCCAGGGCAGCAGCCAAGGCGUCAAGAUCACCCCCGACCAGCAGAAGAGGAGCAGCUUCUUCCGCUGCGCGCUGGCGUGAGGAGCCGCCGUACCUGGGCGCGCCCGGCCCAGCUGACUGUGCCUGUCCCCAGCGAGCCUGGCUCGCGGGGCCCUCCCGCUCCAACACCUCACCCGCCGGGGCCACCGGGCCCUCGGCCACCAGAACAUAAUUGAGAAAUUAUUUUAGUAACUGUCUGAUCUUUUUCAACUUUGGAGAUGGAAGAAGAAUUCGCUAUUUUCCUCAAAGCCCACCAGGACGGCCCACCUGUCCAUCUACCAGAGAGAAAGAUGGGGUCCCGGUGAUCAGCAGCCGCCGCAGGCAGACCCCGUCUUGGGGCCUCUGAUCCUGGUGUCACCGCAGCGCCCCACAGAAAGCCUGUCCCGCCGCCGGUGGUGCCAGGCACGUCCGCUCUGCACCGAGCAAGUGACCGAUGGCCAGGGCCGGGCGCAUUCACCCGACAGGUCUGCCGCCCGCCCACAUCAGCCUCCUCUCAGUUUUG